This is a messenger RNA of Clonostachys rhizophaga, 381 nucleotides long. The record is from the annotation of a GenBank genome assembly. NCBI's taxonomy places the organism in Eukaryota, Fungi, Ascomycota, Sordariomycetes, Hypocreales, Bionectriaceae.
AUGGGCGGCCAGAGGCAGUACUAUAGUAGGCGUGCACUUACGCUCGAUCUUUGGCUCAUCAGUAUUCCUAUAUAUGUCGACCUUGACGCCACCAUAACUCUACAGGGACCGCCCUUGUCAGGUGUCGUCCAUAUGGAUUUCUUCGUAUUUAGCUUUAAUAUCAAGUUUGGGUCACAGAGCCUCCCAGAGAACAAAAAGCUCUACAUCAACGAGUUCUACGCUCUAGUACUACAAACCACUCCAGAGAAAUACACCAGCACAAUCGAGAGUACGAAUAAGGUAGAGAAGCCUGCCCCGCUUCUCCUGAACUGCAUCAGUGGCCUCAUCUCGCCCAGCACCAACAACAAGGAGGAGAAGUUACCAGAACCCAACAACAAAUAG